GAAGGAAGACGGGAAUCCGAGAACCUACCAUCUUCAGCGUCUCCAAGGACCAUUUGAUAAAUUCGAUUCACCGAAAAUAAGCGAAAGGGAGUUGCUAAACCAAUGACAAACAAAUCAAAUUUUUUUUAUUCCUAUUCUUGUUUUGAAAGCCUAACGGCCCAAACCAAACACUUGAAAGCAGAAUCAAUUUUUCUUAUUCACAUUUUCUAUUCCAUGCUUUGAUAACAUGUAAGAAAACCACAUCCUAAGUUUGAGGAUAUUCUGGUAACUUCAAGCCCACCUAGUCUCUAUAAAUUGGCGCUCCCGGCAUUCCUAGCUGCAAAAGACAGUUCUACCCUCUCACCCAAUUCUUCCGUACACGCCUAAGUUUGUCGUCGAGAAAAUUGCAAUGGCCGAGAAAAGCAAGAUUCUGAUCAUUGGAGGAACAGGGUACAUCGGAAAGUUCGUGGUCCAAGCCAGUGCAAAAUCCGGCCAUCCCACCUUCGCUCUCGUCAGAGAAAGCACAGUUGCCGAUCCUGUUAAGGGAAAACUCAUCCAGGAGUUCAAGAACUCCGGCGUCACCUUGCUCCACGGAGACUUGUACGACCACGAUAGCUUGGUGAAGGCGAUAAAGCAAGUGGAUGUGGUGAUAUCUACAGUAGGAUUCAUGCAGUUAGCUGACCAGGUGAAGAUCAUUGCUGCCAUCAAGGAAGCCGGGAAUGUUAAGAGAUUCUUACCUUCAGAAUUUGGAAACGAUGUGGAUCGUGUUAAUGCGGUUGAACCAGCAAAAUCCGCGUUUGCAGCAAAGGUUCAAAUGCGCAGGGCCAUCGAGGCUGAAGGGAUUCCCUACACCUUUGUAGUGGCCAACUGCUUUGCAGGCUAUUUUCUCCCUACAUUGGUCCAGCCAGGCGUUUCUGCUCCUCCCAGAGACAAAGUCAUCAUAUUAGGGGACGGAAAUCCAAAGGCAUGCUUUAACAGGGAAGAUGAUAUUGGAACCUACACCAUCAAAGCUGUGGAUGACCCAAGGACAUUGAACAAGAUCCUCUACAUCAAACCUCCCAACAGCACACUCUCAUUUAAUGAGCUUGUUUCCUUAUGGGAGAGUAAGAUUGGCAAAACCCUUGAAAAGGUUUAUGUUCCAGAGGAGCAAGUUCUGAAGGACAUUCAAGAGGCCCCAAUGCCAAUUAAUGUUUUCUUAUCGAUCCAGCACUCUGUUUUUGUGAACGGAGACCAAACUAACUUUGAGAUAGAGCCCUCUUUCGGGGUGGAAGCUUCUGAGCUUUAUCCUGACGUCAAAUACUGCACUGUGGAUGAAUAUCUCAGUGCGUUUGUCUGAGAGAUUCAAACCCUUCUCUUAUUAUUGAAGUUAAGAAAUAAUCACGAAGUUAAUGGCAGAGGUGGGUUGAGGAGUCUUUUGGAUCAUUAAUUUGCCUCUCGUUUUCCUUCCACACAAUGAUAUGAUAUGAUAUGAUGCUGCUGCGGUUCCAUAUUAAUGGCCUCAGUGAAGGUCCAGAGAAACUAUGACUUGUAUCAGACUCUCUUAAUGUAAUCCUUUUCCAUUUCCUAAGCAAUAUACGUAUGGUAAAAUAAAUACAAAAGCUUCUAUCCA
Vitis riparia (riverbank grape) is the source of this 1588-nucleotide messenger RNA. RefSeq names its product phenylcoumaran benzylic ether reductase TP7-like. Gene Ontology annotation, molecular function: oxidoreductase activity. Lineage: Eukaryota; Viridiplantae; Streptophyta; Magnoliopsida; Vitales; Vitaceae. The transcript has 5 exons. Bases 389 to 1315 code for a protein of 308 amino acids. The record is from RefSeq and is a predicted model, not a curated record.